Trichoderma gamsii is the source of this 240-nucleotide messenger RNA. RefSeq lists its product as hypothetical. The record is from RefSeq and is a predicted model, not a curated record. NCBI's taxonomy places the organism in Eukaryota, Fungi, Ascomycota, Sordariomycetes, Hypocreales, Hypocreaceae. The transcript has a single exon. The coding region runs from base 1 to 240 and encodes 79 amino acids.
AUGGCGUUACGCCCGCUCUGGCUUAGACCUCGGCGCCGUGGCGAGCUGAGAGUCGAUCGCCGAGAAAGCACUUUUGCUUCAAGCCUCGCAACCAGUUGCCGCGAUCGUGACAACCCGUCUACUUCUUUGAGUCUCCAAACUGCCACUACCGGUAAGGAGAGGUCAUUGUAUACAAACAAAUAUGCCACUCAAGGCUUGGUUCAGAGGUUGAAAGAGUCUGGCAAUGCUACAUCAAUUUGA